AUGGCAACUCGAUGCAUUUCAAUAAGAAUUUGUUACUCUUCAGUUCGUGUUCUGGCUAUUAUACUGACUAUAAAGGCUGCUCCGAUUAAAAUUACUGGAACUUCGUGCCACAACACGACGCACGUACACAGUUGUGUGUUAGCGUACACACAAUUCUAUGAUAAUAAUGAUGAUGAAGAAGAUGAGGAAGAAGAUGAUGGCGAUAAAGAUGAUGAUGAAGACGAAGAAGAUGAUGGCGAUGAAGAUGGCGAUGAAAAUGAUGAAGAUGAUGGUGAUGUAGAUGAUGAUGAUGAAGAAGAUGAUGAUGUAGAAGAUGAAGAAGAAAAUAAAAAAGAUGAAGAAGAAGAAGUUGAUGAUGAAGAAAAAGAUGAUGAUGAAGAUGAAAAAGAAGAUGAUGUAGAAGAUGAAGAAGAAGAUAAUAAAGAUGAUGAAGAAGAAUAA
Messenger RNA from Helobdella robusta, 441 nucleotides. RefSeq lists its product as hypothetical. The coding region runs from base 1 to 441 and encodes 146 amino acids. The record is from RefSeq and is a predicted model, not a curated record. Lineage: Eukaryota; Metazoa; Annelida; Clitellata; Rhynchobdellida; Glossiphoniidae. The transcript is spliced from 2 exons.